Amborella trichopoda is the source of this 1536-nucleotide messenger RNA. Lineage: Eukaryota; Viridiplantae; Streptophyta; Magnoliopsida; Amborellales; Amborellaceae. The record is from RefSeq and is a predicted model, not a curated record.
UUUAAGUCAAAGGUCUUUCUCUCUCUAACUCCCUUCUCUCUCUCUCUAAAAUGGCCUCAAACCAGGGCAAGAUAAGCGAUGUAGAGGCAUGCCCACCCUCCAUUAACAAACCCACCAAAACCUUGAUCACAUCACAGAUCAUACUAAGGUCAGUGGCUGCUGUCUCUGCAUUAUCUGCGACACUUCUCAUGUUAAGGAACAAGCAGUCCAUCUCUCUCUUUGGCCUCCAAAUUGUUGCUAAAUAUACCCAGUCAUCUGCCUUUAGGUUUUUUGUAGGGGCAAAUGCUGUUGCUUCUGCAUACGCCCUGGUUGCCUUAGGUUUAUAUUUGUUCAUGAAUUACUCUCAGAGUAAACGAAGAGGCCACUUCAUUGUAUUCUUAUUCGACCUGAUGAUGGUGUGUUUGGUGAUGGCUGGUUCAUCUGCUGCAACUGCCAUUGCAUACGUGGCCAAGAAUGGAGAGAAGCACACUGGUUGGAUUAUAAUAAGGACAGUGGCCGCUGUAUCAGCAUUAUCAGCUACUCUUAUUAUGAUAACAAACAAGCAGUCAAUCUCUCUCUUUGGCCUCCAAAUCACUGCUAAAUAUACCGAUUCAUCAGCGUUCAGGUUCUUAGUUGGUGUGAAUGCUGUGGCCUUUGUAUAUUCCCUCUUAUCGCUAGCCUUUGGUUUUCUCUUGAAGUCCCCUCUAUGCAAGCCAGGAGGUCACUUAUUUUUGUUAUUCGACCUGAUAAUGGUGUGUUUGGUGAUGGCUGGUUCAUCUGCUGCAACUGCCAUUGCAUACGUGGCCAAGAAUGGAGACUCUCACACUGGUUGGUCUGUCUCUCUACAAGAAGCUUCACAACCUUCUUUCAGGUCAUUAAUGGCUACAGACCAGGCCAAGAUAUCCCAACAAGAGGCAUGUCCAAUCUCCAAUGGAAAGCCUAAUAAAACCCUCUUCAUAUUUCAACUUUUUCUGAGGUUAAUUGCAGCUAUUGCUUCUUUAGCUGCCAUUUUUAUCACGAUCACUUCAAAGCAAACCAUCACUCUGUUUGGCGCGCCAUUCACCGCUAAAUAUAGCUACUCUUCUGCCCUCAGGUUUUUUGUAGUAGCAAAUGGAAUUGCAGCUGCAUAUUCAUUGAUUUCAUUGCCCUUCGUUUGCCUCCUCAAAUAUCCAAGGUGCAACCCAAGAUUUCAUUUCUUCGUAUACACUAUCGACCUGAUGAUGUUGUGUUUGCUAAUGGCUGGGUUAUCGGCCGCAACUGCUAUAUCUUAUGUAGCCAAAAAUGGAGAUGAACACAGUGGAUGGCUACCCAUUUGUAACACUUUCCACAGGUUUUGCAGCCGUACAGGUGUGGCCCUGGUUUUCUCUUACGGAUCUUUUGCUGUAUCCUUUCUCCUUAUGCUGCUUUUCACCAACAGGCAGAGGAGUUGAGCAUUAAGAUUAAGGAGUAGGUGAAAAUAUUGGUCAGUUACCUUAAAAAACUUGAAAUUAUAGUAUAGGAUCUAUGUAUGAUUAGAGAGAGAGAGAGAAAGCACAAUUAUUUCGAUGUUUGAUUGUA